Molecule: messenger RNA, 1620 nt
Organism: Vigna unguiculata (cowpea)
Lineage: Eukaryota; Viridiplantae; Streptophyta; Magnoliopsida; Fabales; Fabaceae
Product: polygalacturonase-like
Biological process (GO): carbohydrate metabolic process
Molecular function (GO): polygalacturonase activity
Source: RefSeq, a predicted model, not a curated record
CUCUCUAUCAGUUUCCAAACUUUUUCUCUUCUUUUUCAGUUUGUUCUUUUCUCACAACACAAACUGAAACAUCAAAAUGUUUCCACAAACACCAACUAUCUCAUUUUUCAUUGUGCUCUCUUCUCUAAUCUUAUGUAAUGGCUACAUAGAGGAGCCACUUUACAAAACAAACUACAAACACUACCCUAUGCAUCAUGGCAGAUUCAUCAGGAGAAAACAUGAACAUUUUGGUUUUAUAACAAGGGCCAAUAGAGUUGCUCCUCUUUCUUCUAGCCCUCGUGGAACAGUUAAUGUUGAUGACUUCGGAGCCAAAGCAGAUGGAAGAGAUAAUACCGAGGCAUUUGGAAAGGCAUGGAGAGAAGCAUGUUCAAGAGGGGCUAUCCUUGUGGUACCUGAAAAUAGGAUCUAUCGUCUUAAGCCAAUCACAUUUUCUGGUCCAUGUCGACCCAACACUGCAUUUAUGCUCUAUGGAACAAUCGAGGCAUGGACUCAAAUGUCAGCAUACCAAGAUAGACAGCACUGGAUUAUGUUUGACAGUGUUUCAAAUUUCAGAGUUGGUGGUGGUGGCACAUUCAAUGGCAAAGGAAAAACGUGGUGGCAAAACUCUUGCAAAGCAACCACUAACCUUCCAUGCAACGACGAACCAAGACCAAAGGCUGUGACUUUCUUUCAAUGCAAAAAUUUGGAAGUGAGAAACUUGAUGUUCAAAGAUUCACAGCAAAUGCACUUAGUCUUUGAUGGAUGCUUCAAUGUUAUUGCUUCGAAUCUGAUCAUCAGAGCUCCAGGGGACAGCCCCAACACUGAUGGAAUUCAUGUCGCAGACACACAAAAUAUUGUGAUAAGCAAUAGUCAUAUUGGGACAGGUGAUGAUUGUAUUUCGAUAAUAAGUGGGUCACAAAACGUUCGAGCAACAGAUAUCAUCUGCGGGCCUGGACAUGGAAUAAGCAUUGGUAGCUUGGGAGCAGAUAAAUCAGAAGCUGAAGUGUCCAAUGUGGUAGUGAACAGAGCAACUUUGACAGGAACCACAAAUGGAGUGAGAAUAAAGACUUGGCAGGGAGGCUCUGGUUAUGCAAGAAACAUCAAAUUUUUGAACAUAAUGAUGCAAAAUGUGACAAAUCCCAUUAUAAUAGAUCAAUACUACUGUGACCAAACCAAGCCAUGUCAAGAGCAGAACUCAGCUGUGCAAUUAAGCAAUGUUUUAUACCAAAACAUAAGAGGAACGAGUGCCUCAGAAGUGGCUAUCAAAUUUGACUGCAGCAGAGCAGUCCCAUGCAGACAAAUCUACCUGCAGGAUGUGAUUUUGGAGCCACAAGGCAGAGGUGGCACCAUUGCAACAUGUGAAAAUGUUAGAUAUGUCAACAGAGGAAAGUUUUUUCCUCAAUGCACUCCAUGAAAACAAAUUCAACAACUGAAAAAGCUAGUGGUUCAAAUAUUUCAAGUGUGGUUAUUAUAGGUUGGUGUAAUUGACGACUAGCUCAGCUGACUUUUUUGGCAGCUACUACUAUUAACGAUAGUUUGGCAAUGAAUAGAGGGGGAAAUGGGGCAAAAGGGAUAAAGAAUGUAACUAUAUGUAUACAAUAAAGAUGGAAUCAAUGUUCAAUGUUAUAAUCAUAUCAACUA